CAUCUGCUGAGACGUCUCUUUCCCCCCCUUCAGCGUAUUGGAAAGCUUUACCCUGGAGACCUGGACCGCCUGCGGAGGAUGUCCCUGAUAGAGGAAGUGGACGGCAAGAAAAUCAACAUGGCGCACCUGUGCAUUGUGGGAUCUCACGCUGUCAACGGAGUGGCCCGCAUCCACUCUGAGAUCAUCAAAGCCACUGUGUUCAAGGACUUCUACGAGUCAGACCCUGAAAAGUUUCAGAAUAAGACCAACGGCAUCACUCCGAGACGCUGGCUGGUCAUGUGCAACCCCGGCCUGGCUGAGGUCAUCGCAGAGAGGAUUGGUGAGGAAUACAUCCGUGACCUGGACCAGCUGAAGACGCUUCUGGAAUUUGUGGACGAUGACACCUUCAUUCGAGAUGUUGCCAAAGUCAAACAGGAGAACAAGUUGAAGUUUUCUGCCUAUCUUGAAGAGCACUACAAGGUGAAGAUCAACCCCAACUCCAUGUUUGAUGUUCAGGUGAAGAGGAUCCACGAGUACAAGAGACAGCUGCUCAACUGCCUGCACAUCAUCACGCUGUACAACCGAAUCAAGAAGGAUCCCAAGAAGUCAUGGACCCCCAGGACUAUCAUGAUUGGAGGAAAGGCAGCUCCAGGUUACCACACUGCUAAGAUGAUCAUCAAGCUGAUCACAUCCAUCGGAGACAUUGUGAAUAACGACCCUGUGGUGGGAGAUCUCCUCAAAGUCAUCUACCUGGAGAACUACCGCGUCACUCUGGCUGAGAAGGUCAUCCCAGCGUCCGACCUGUCGGAGCAGAUCUCCACAGCCGGCACCGAGGCCUCUGGCACCGGGAACAUGAAGUUCAUGCUGAACGGGGCUCUCACCAUCGGCACCAUGGAUGGAGCCAACGUGGAGAUGGCAGAGGAAGCCGGAGAGGAGAACCUCUUCAUCUUCGGCAUGAGGGUGGCAGAUGUGGAGGCCAUGGACAAGAUUGGUUAUGACGCUGCGUCGUACUACAACCGUCUCCCCGAGCUGAAGCAGGCCAUGGACCAGAUCUCCGGGGGCUUCUUUAGCCCCGGCCAGCCUGACCUUUUCAGAGACCUGGUCAACAUGCUGAUGCAGCACGACAGGUUCAAGGUGUUUGCAGACUAUGAAGCCUACAUCAAAACUCAAGACAGAGUCAGCACUCUCUUCAAGGACCCUAAAGCGUGGACCAAGAUGGUGAUCCAUAACAUCGCGGGCUGUGGAAAAUUCUCCAGCGACCGCACCAUUUCCCAGUAUGCCCGUGAGAUCUGGGGCAUGGAGCCCAGCCUGGAGAAGAUUGCCGCCCCCGACGACCCCCGCUAAACCUCAGCAGCCCCCUCCUCCUGUAGCUCACUGCGGUCCAAGCACUGGAGAAAACCCCUGUAGCUUUUCACUUGUGGCAUUAUUUCCUUACAUUAUCGUCCCAUAAAUAACCGCUAUCACUCCCAGUUGAUCUUGUUUUGAAGUGGGUUUUUUCCAUCUGUAUUUUCUCUUUGUAUCAGCAAUGCAUAUUGUCACUGUUGGGUAAAGUAACCUUUAUCUCUAUAUAAGCCUAUCAGCCAGAUUACAUCAUGGGAUUUUUCUCGGGCACUGUAACAAAAAUAUUAAUGAUUUUGCUCCAACAAUCCUCCCAUUAUCCAAAAUCUCCAACUAAUGUUUGGAAAUAGGUCAAAACAUCAAGAGCUGAGACCUUUAGAAUGCUUUAACAAAUACUGGGAUUAGGUCUUUAACCAAACAGUGAUUUUAACCUUUAUUCUAGCUACAUAUUUUUCUACUUUGAUCUGAACAAACCACUGUUAUGCUUUCAAACCAGCAAAUGUCUUCCACCAUGACGGAGAGAAGUGACACUUAGGGGUUAAUGAAGGGACCUGUGACAGGGUGGUGUUGGAAGGAAGCCUGGUCUCAAUUUUACCGCAGAUUAACAUCAUUAUUAUUAUAUUCAAAGACUCCGUCCGGUUAUGUUUCAUGGUGUUUGUUGAAUAUAUCUGUGUAUCUAUCCGUCCUGUGUCUCAGCAUGUUUAUGUCUGUUUCUUCCUAAAAGUGUUAGAAAUUAACAAAGCCUUCUCUGCCUAAAAUCUAAGUGACUGAAUUAAUCUUGAAAAUGUGUGUGCUCUGUAAUAUACUGUAGUUGUGUAUGUGUAUAUGUAUACCAUACUUUAGUCCAAGACACUGUGGGUAUCGGCUCCAUUGAUGUACUGUAACAGCAUAUAUUCCUGCUCAAGCUACUGCAUAAUAAGCUGUGGUGCUGUAGACUGCAGAAAGCCCAUAAACCUAAUAUUUCACUAGAAAACCAUGCUUUUCUUUUCUUUUUGUCAAUAAAUGACAAAACUAUCAACAGCUCA
Messenger RNA from Notothenia coriiceps (black rockcod), 2342 nucleotides. RefSeq names its product glycogen phosphorylase, muscle form-like. Gene Ontology annotation, biological process: glycogen catabolic process. Gene Ontology annotation, molecular function: glycogen phosphorylase activity; pyridoxal phosphate binding. The coding region runs from base 79 to 1323 and encodes 414 amino acids. The record is from RefSeq and is a predicted model, not a curated record. Gene Ontology annotation, cellular component: cytoplasm. The transcript has 10 exons. Lineage: Eukaryota; Metazoa; Chordata; Actinopteri; Perciformes; Nototheniidae.